Molecule: messenger RNA, 1398 nt
Organism: Cladocopium goreaui
Lineage: Eukaryota; Dinophyceae; Suessiales; Symbiodiniaceae
Source: the annotation of a GenBank genome assembly
UUCUAGUGCGCGGGGAUGGCUCCAACCAGAGGCCGGCGCAAGAAGGAGUAUGACGUGGUUGUACAGGGCCAGUCAGCCGAGAAAGUGGCGUCGGAGAUAGCGGCACACAUCGCAGCCAAAGGAUUCUGCACCAUCGACCCUAGACUCGACGAUGACCUUCUGCGGCAAGGUCGUGAGGAGAUCGGGGAGGCUGACGCCCGUGGAAUCCUGAAGCAACCACCUGCCAUGGUCCAUGAUGGCCUGCUUGGAGAAGAGGGGUCAUCGAUGAUCCUGGACCUUUUUCAGGAAGGGCUGUCAGAUUCCAAACCCAGGGAGUUCAGGAACCUCCUUGCGUUGGACGAGUCGAUGUCGGAGCUGGUCAAUGUUUUACAGCUGUCCAUCGGUCAACUGGGCUUUGGGUCGUUGAGUAAGACCCAUGGCUUGCUGCAUGAAACUGGCCUAGCUCCAGAGCAUGCACCAGAUCCCAGUGAGCAUGAAGCAAGCUAUUGGCUAGGAACCUUGGCGCAGAAGAAAAUCAUGAUUCUCCUUUGCUUGGGUCCUGUCCGUGGCACCCUCGAGCUGCAACCCUAUGACGAAGAAGCCGAAGCGUAUGAAGUUCCGACCAUCCCAGGAAGUUUCAUCAUCCUGCGGGCAGAUGCGAUGUGGCACCGGCACUGUGCCCAUUCCAAAGCACACAUCCUUAGUUGUUUCUUGGUAGGCCACGAGGGCCGGAAGACCGGGUCCAACUGGGUGCCGCCCUGCGCCAAAAGUCUGGAGCAAUGGACAGUGGAACGAAUGAGAUAUUUGAAAGAGAGCCAGGCAAAAUCUCAGGAGAAGUUGGAUCUGCCUGCUGGAUGGAUCACGGCGAUGAACCACAUGUUCCACACCGCACAGCGGGUGGCGGUGCGAUCAAUGGCCGCCAGAUAUGCGGGCUCCUGGCAAGUUGAAAAUUGGUACCUUUCACAACCCAGUGGUCCGGACUUGGUCAUUGAAGUACCCCUGAGCCGAUGGGAUGUUGAUCAAUAUUUUGAUCCUGAAGAAACCCACUGGAGACAGGGAAAAACCAUGGCCCGGCAUGGUUCAUUCGUGGAUGGCACCGAGUAUUUCGACAACAAAUUCUUUGGCUUGUCACCUAUGGAAGCGAAGGGCAUGGAUCCUCACCAAAGAGUGGUGCUGGAAGUUGGCUACGAAGCGUGUCAUCAUGCGGGCUACAGCAAAGGAAAGCUCAUGAACAAGAUCGGUGGUGUUUAUCUUGGUAGCAGCUCGACUGUUUUCGGCAUGGUGUCAGAAGUGAGUGGCGCAACUGGCGGUGCAGCAAGUAUCAACUCCAAUCGAUUUAGUUUCUGCUGCUUGGAUCUUUUGAAAUCAUUUGAAAUCUACAUCUCAGCCAUCAGCCAGGAUUGUUCGAGGCGUGCAUAG